GCCAACCAACCCGUGGGGGCUAUCCACAGCAAUCUGAGCAGCCCUGUGAGAGGCUGACAGUCCUGCUCCGUUGUGGGGAGUGAGUAGGGUGCCCACCAAACCCAACCAGGACCAGACGACAGAACAAAAUGGCUGCCAUGGCUAUAGACCCGGUGGAGCAGCCUCGGAUGUACCAACAGACUCUCCUUCAGGAUGGACUGUGCGACCUGUUGGAGAAUGACAAGUUUGUGGACUGUGUCCUCAAAGUCCAGGACAAGGAGUUCCCCUGCCACCGUUUGGUUUUGGCUGCCAGCAGCCCCUUCUUCAAGGCCAUGUUCCUGUCUGACCUGGAAGAGAGCAAGAAGCGGGAGAUUGUCCUCAAAGAUGUGGAGCCUGGUGUUAUGGGGAUGAUCCUGCGCUACUUAUACACCUCUGACAUUUCUCUGACGGAACAGAAUGUCCAGGACAUCUUCAUGGUGGCUAACAUGUACCAGAUCCCCUCCAUCUUCUCUGUGUGUGUGUCCUACCUGCAAGAGAAGCUGGUGCUGGGGAACUGCAUGGCUAUUUUCAGACUGGGGCUGCUGCUGGAUUGUCCCAGGCUCGCCCUGAGUGCUCGAGAGUUCAUCUGUGAACGUUACCAGGUUGUUGUCAGGGACCAGGACUUCUUGCAGCUGGCCCCAAGUGAGCUGGCCAUUAUCAUCACCUCAGAUGCCCUCAAUGUUGAGCGGGAGGAGCUGGUGUUUGAAUCCCUGAUGGACUGGAUAAGACAUGACGAGACAAACCGGGUUAAGGACCUGCCGGAGCUGUUGCACUGCAUCCGUUUUAGGCUCAUACCUGUGGAUUACUUCAAAGAAAAAAUUGAGCGCCACAAGUACAUCCAAUUCAGCCAGGAGAUCAAGAAGGAGCUUGAUCUUGUCAAGGAUGCUCACAGGGGGCGUCUGCCAAAGCCCAGGAAGCCCAGCAGUGAUGGGGCAAAGGGGGGAGAUGGAAGUGAAGACAAGGAGAAUGAUGACGAGGAAGGGUACCUGCCGGGUAUACUCAACAACAACCCACGCUUUGGGAUGUUUGAGAUGGAGCUGAUUCUUAUGAUCAAUGACAAAGGGGCUGUGGCCUACGAACCAGUAGGGAAUGAAUGCUUUGUGGUGUCAGAAUCAACAGAUAUUCCCAAAAACCACUGCAGCCUGGUCACCGUGCAGAACCAGGUGUUUGUUGUCGGAGGACUUCUCUACAACGAGGAGGAUAAAGACGAGCCGUUCAGUUCUUACUUCCUACAGUUUGACCCAGUGAGUUCAGAGUGGUUAGGGAUGCCCGCACAGCCCAACCCUCGCUGUCUGUUUGGAAUGACGGAAGCCGAGAACUCCAUCUUCGUCGUGGGAGGAAAGGAACUGAAGGAAGGCGAGCACGCCCUGAGUUCAGUCAUGAUCUAUGACAGACAGUCAUUCAAAUGGGGGGAAUCGGAUCCUCUGCCUUAUGAAGUAUAUGGCCAUGGGACUGUGUCACACAAAGGUCUUGUCUACGUUAUUGGGGGAAAGUCUCAGAGCAAGAAAUGUAUGAGAAGACUAUGUGUCUACAAUCCUACUAAGUUCGAGUGGAAGGACCUGGCUCCCAUGAAGACGGCCCGCUCGCUGUUUGGUAUCACCAUCCACAAAGACCAGAUUUACGUGGUGACGGGGGUCACAGAUGCAGGCCUCACCAGCUCCGUGGAGGUCUAUGAUAUCGCCACCAACAAGUGGUCUGAGUUUACAGAGUUCCCUCAGGAGCGCAGCUCCCUUAAUCUGAUUUCUUUGGGAGGCUUCCUGUAUGCUGUGGGGGGCUUCGCCAUGAUGCCCAGUGAGACCAGUGAGGAGCCGGUCCCAACAGAGAUGACGGACAUCUGGAGAUAUGAUGAGGCAGAGAAGUGCUGGAAUGGCAUUUUGCGAGAGAUAAGCUAUGCAGAGGGAUCCAGUCUUCUUGCAGUGCGUCUCAACACUCUGCGUCUCACCAAGUUAUAACUGAGUUGAACUGUCAGUGCCAUGUGGUUGAUGAUGUGACAUUAGCGUUCAAGUAAACAAGCGCAUUAAUUGUGAACAUUAUCUUAUGUGGGGUUCAGAAUGUUUCAGGGCCACAAACCAAAUGUGGUCUCUGAAAAUGAGAGAGUGUUAUGAAAUCAGCAUUAGGUUGUUUUUAUCUCGUGACUUACAGCAGGGGGAGACAAGACACACGCAAAGUCCAAGUAGGUCUGGAGGAAAAGGGGAAGUUUGAAUAUCACACCAAAUUUCUUUUAUAAAAAAAAAAGCUGUUGAUUUGUACAUCCAUUUUUGUUAUAUUGUUUCAUAAAUUGUCUUUAUUACCCGUUUACUUUAUUUAACCACAAAAUAAAGAUGCAUUGAUUCUGUUGCUUUCAGUGACGACCCAUCUGGAAACGACACAAAAGGCUUUAA
Scophthalmus maximus (turbot) is the source of this 2399-nucleotide messenger RNA. Its product is annotated as kelch-like protein 40a. Gene Ontology annotation, molecular function: protein binding. Bases 129 to 1970 code for a protein of 613 amino acids. The transcript has 6 exons. The record is from RefSeq and is a predicted model, not a curated record. NCBI's taxonomy places the organism in Eukaryota, Metazoa, Chordata, Actinopteri, Pleuronectiformes, Scophthalmidae.